Messenger RNA from Acaromyces ingoldii, 3510 nucleotides. Its product is annotated as Pkinase-domain-containing protein. Bases 1 to 3510 code for a protein of 1169 amino acids. Lineage: Eukaryota; Fungi; Basidiomycota; Exobasidiomycetes; Exobasidiales; Cryptobasidiaceae. Gene Ontology annotation, biological process: protein phosphorylation; cellular response to oxidative stress. Gene Ontology annotation, molecular function: calcium/calmodulin-dependent protein kinase activity; hydrolase activity; ATP binding. The transcript has 4 exons. The record is from RefSeq and is a predicted model, not a curated record.
AUGGUCGGACAUCAACUCCACUCCGCUUUCAAGUCGUGGUUCAAGGACUUUGAGUCCGAUGGCACGCCAGUGCUGCCAUCUCAGCUGUCGAAAAAGUACAGCGUCGAGGACCACGUUCUUGGGCAGGGCUCCUUUGCCGUCGUCAAGCCAGUGACUGAAAAGGCGACCGGCGAGCAACGGGCGCUCAAGAUCAUUGCAAAGAAGCCGCUCAAGGACAGCAACGAAAAGAUGCUCAAGGAGGAAAUCGCCAUUCUUGGAAAGGUCGAGCAUCCACACAUCAUCAAGAUGUGGGAUCUCUACGAGACCAAGGAGGCUGUCUUCAUCGUCACUGACCUCUGCCGUGGAGGCGAGCUUUUCGACCGGCUUGUGGAGAAGGUGCACUACAACGAAAUCGACGCACGCCACAUCACCCGUCAGAUCUUCCAGGGCAUUGCCUACCUGCAUGAGCAGGACGUCAUUCACCGAGAUCUCAAGCCGGAAAACAUCCUCCUCCGCAACAAGGGCGAGCCGAGCGAGAUUGUUAUCUCAGACUUUGGCCUCUCGCGCUUCAUCCCAGAUGACGGUCUCCUCAUGACUGCCUGUGGCAGCCCUCAGUAUGUGGCUCCCGAGGUGCUGCUGGGCAAGGGCUACGGACCGGCCGUUGACAUCUGGAGCGGUGGCGUCAUCGCAUACUGUCUUCUGGCCGGCUACACACCCUUCUACGGCGAGGACCAGCCCGCGCUCUUCCAGCAGAUCCUCUCGAUGAAAGUCGAUUUUGAGCCAGAAUACUGGUCGGAGGUGUCCAAGACGGCAAAGGACUUCAUCCUCAAAUGCCUCUGUCCCCCGGAGCAGCGUCUCACGGCCGAAGAAGCGCUCAACCACCCGUACCUCGCAGACCUACCAGACUUGCACCCAGACCUGGCCGACGAGCAUCGUGGCUGCAACCUCAAGCACUCGACGCAGAAGCACCUUUCGGCACGGCAGAAGCUCAACAAGGCCGUGACAGCCGUUGAGGCAUCCAAUUACCUCCAGCGACUCCACUACCUCCGUCAGGCGCACGCGAAAGACAUCCAUCCUGAUCGAUUGGACUCGCUCAUGCGCAUCGUCACCAACCUCAGCGCCCACAGCAUCGAUACCGAGCAUACUCCUACAACGCCGCAAGCAUCAGCUUCGUCUACGAGUAAUGUUGUUCAUGGAUUUUCCAAAGACGACGAGGCACCGACGAAGAAGAAACAGGACUCGGGCAUGUCCCUCAACCUUGUCGUCAUGUCUGCUUUUGUCCCCGAGCCAAAGCUUGACGGCCUCAAUGAUCCUCGGAAGCGCAGCGGCGGCGGUGGCGGUGGCGGCGGCGGAACUGCAAGUGUUGCCGCUGCUGCCAUGGCCACGCAAAAGGGCGAGAACAAGGUGGAGACGGAUGACGACGGAAAGCCAGCAAGUCCGGCUCAGUCGUCUUCUGACAUCUCAGACGCCACGGCUCGGCCUGCAUCUUCUUCUGUCAGCUCACAAAGGCGGAGACAAACGCGGACAAAGUCGAGCAAGACUCUCGACGCCUUGUUGGAUCAGUACAAGUCGUCUCAGAUGCCCUCUUCGGCGCGUCUCGAUCCUUCGGCAGCGACAUUGCAACCGGAAGGCAUGUCGCUGGCAAAAGCCUGGCGCUAUGUUCCCUUUCUUGUCCACCAGGGCAUCUCCAUUGGUUCGGCCAUUGCUUCGCAUGCCAUCUAUGGUCCGCCAAAGAAGUCCUGGGGUCUGGAAAUGACUAUCUUCACCAGAAUCAUGCGCGAGUCAGCAAGCUACACCGAAUUUGCAACCAUUGCCGGGAUGCAGCAGUUCUUCGACCUCUCCUCGUUUCUUCCCGUGCCUAAGGACGGUCUCAUCACCCCUGUGACUUUCCGCGUCAAGAAGCGGGGCCUCAAAGGUCUUCUCGCCGAGGCAGAUGCCCAAGAGGACGGCACACGAGAAUUGACGGGCGAAUGGGUCGUGGGAAAGCAAACGUGGCGACGAUUGCAGUCUGAUUGGCGCUCUGGCAAGGCAAAGGACAAAGAGCGGGUCAUCCUCUACUUUCACGGAGGCGCCUACUUUGUGAUGUCGGCUGUCACGCACCGACCAGUAACAAUUUCUCUCUCCAAGUACACCGAAUGUCGGGUGUUUGGCAUCAACUAUCGGCUGGCGCCCGACUGCAAGUUCCCUGGCCAGCUCCACGACUGCGUCUCCUCGUACUUCCGCCUCGUUGACGACCUGGGCAUCCCCCCUAGCAACAUUGUCCUCGGCGCCGACUCGGCUGGUGGCGGCUUGGCCCUCGCCACGAUGUACUACCUUCGCGACAAUGGCUACGAACUGCCAUCAGGGGCCAUCCUCUUCAGCCCCUGGGUGGAUCUGACACUGUCGUGCGACUCGUGGGUGACAAACAGCGCUUACGACUACCUGAUUAUGCCGUCGAGUGAGGAUCACAUGAAUCCUGUCUAUGCGCUCCUGGGCGAGAAUGUCGACAAAUACCUCACCCAUCCUUAUGCCAGCCCUCUGUUUGGCGAUAUGCGCGGUCUUCCUCCGUUGCUGAUCCAGUGUGGCGACGCUGAAGUGCUCCGGGACGAGAUCACGCUCCUGGCGCACAAGGCCUCGCUCGCCGGCGUUGCGGUGCGCCACGAACUGUACGAGGAUUGUGUCCACGUCUUCCAGGCGUUCCUCUUCCUCGAUGCCUCUCGCAAGGCGCUGCAGUCUUGCCGACACUUUGUCCGGACUGCGCUAGACAAGCGUGGAAAGCGCAGGGCCGAAGUCAAGAGCAAGGCCAAGGAGGAGAUGGAUCGAGAGAUGCGGCAGGGAAUGGAAAACGAGCGAGGCGAGGAAGUGGAGCCGAGAACCGGCGAGAUCAAGGGAAGCUGGAAGGCAGAGAGGAGCGCCGAAAGCGACAGCGAGGCAGCACCAGCCAAAUCUUCUUCCUCUGCCACCCCAUCAACGGGAGGCGGACAGAGACCGGACAAAGCAGUAAGGAGAAGCGUGGAUGGUAGCCGGCAGAGCGAGGACGAUGCCGACUGGGAAGAGUUUGAGCGGAGCCAGAACUCGGCAGCGGGUAGUGACGAGCCGACGACGCUGGACCGCGUCGCUGGCGCUGCGCAGCCUGCCAAGGUCGUUGGCAGUGCGCUUGGCGUGAGCGACGCCUCCGUGACGAAGCAGCAGCAGCAGGAGACCGAGGACGGGUCGAUGCGCCGCAGCAAGUCCCAGCAAGAUACCAGUGGCAGCGGAGGAAGCAGCGCGGCUGGCGCACCACAGAGGCGGGGCGACCGUAGGCCGGUGCAGUCGAUGACGUCGAUGUCGCUCGAGCAAGCGCGGUCGCGUGCGCAGGCGGGGAUGCGCCAACAGGAAUCAAGGGAAGCGUCGCACUUGGCCCGCUUCCACGACCCUGAGAAACCGCUUCAGCCUCGCGUCCGCCGCUCGGCAAGCAACGCUGCCGUCAACGACCUGCUGCAGAGCUACAACGCAAGCCAGGGCGGCCAGAGCGGGCUUCACACGAGGGUCUUUACGCCGGACGACAAGUAG